Molecule: messenger RNA, 2140 nt
Organism: Nicotiana tabacum (common tobacco)
Lineage: Eukaryota; Viridiplantae; Streptophyta; Magnoliopsida; Solanales; Solanaceae
Source: RefSeq, a predicted model, not a curated record
UACUUUAAUUUAAUCAUCACUAAAUAUAGAUGUUAUGAUCGAGCCAGCCCAGUUAAAAUAGGGAAAGAAAGGGGCGAACGACACAGUUGCAGUAUUUUCAAUGAGGAACGACGCCGUCUGGUGAAGAAGGAAUUAGUUAGGUUAACGAAAUUAACCACCAUAUUAAAAAGGCUAAGCAGCGGAUGUGAACGGCUGAGAUUAAUUUUAAUCAAUGGCUGAGAUCUUUUGCUCUAAAAUAUUUAAACCCAACGAAUUCUGGUAAAUUCCCAUUCUCCUAUUAUUGCAGCUUUCGUCUUCCCUCCCAUUUUCUCAAAAAUGUCGCAACUGGAUCCAACUAUCUUCAAAACCAUAGUCCCAUCCCGCUACAUUACCUUCAUAAUCCCAAACCCUUUACUUCAUCUCGAUCACUUCCAUUCUCAAGAACUCCGCAUUUCAAUUCUUGAUUCACCCCUCCCUUCAAAACCGACUCAAAUUGCAGCAAUGUUAGUUCCAAUAAAUCGCGAAUCAGACUGGAUUUUUUCUACAGAACAAGGUCAUCUUCAACUCCUCCUCACUUUUUCUCAUCUCUCUCGCCUCAUAAUCAUCGGCAAUUCACCGAAUUCGCCACACCCCACUUCGUAUAAUCAUUCUCCAGUACUCUCCAAUUGUAUAGCUGAUUCAUCUGUUGUUGAAGAAAAAUUGUUGCCGUUGUUGAUUGAGUUGACACCCACAUUGGCAUUUCGUCGAACAGGUGGUGGGCUACCUGAAAUACCUGAAAUUCCGUUCUUGAGCUAUGAAGAUGGGGUAAUUCGGAGUCUGGUAUUGGAAAGAUGUGUUGGACAAUGUGUUGGAGAAAUGCUGGUAGAAGAUGUGGAGUUGGAAUUGGAAAAUGGGGAUAGAGAGUUUAGGAGGAGACUGAGAUUCAAGAGAAUGCCAAAUUUGGUACAAACUCAGAUAAGAAUCCGUCCCAAGAAAGUGGAUUUUGUUGAUAUGGAAGGCGUUGAAUUUGAGGUGGUUGAUGAUGGGGAUCUAGUUCAUCCUUAUUUGACUCCAAUGGUGGCUGCUGGUCUUUCAGUAAUCGCUUCAUAUUUGGAUGCGCAAAUUGGAAAAGGGAUAAAGCCAAAAGCCUUGUGUUUGGGUGUUGGAGGAGGGGCGCUUCUUGGUUUUUUGAGUUCCCAAUUAGGUUUUCUAGUCUUGGGUGUUGAGAUUGAUCAUGUUGUUUUGGAGGUUGCAAGGAGAUAUUUCGGGUUGGUACAUGGUGACUUAGUCCAUGUGUGUGUUGGAGAUGCGAUAGAAAUGAUUGAAAAAUUCGCGACUAGUGUAGAAAAUGAUGGUUUACAUGGUUGUUGUGAUUUGGACGGGAGUGAUUGUUUGGGCCAAUUUCAUGGUAAGUUUGAUGUGAUCAUGGUUGAUUUAGACUCGAGCAAUGCUAGUAUGGGUACGAGUGCUCCUCCUCUACAGUUUUUGCAAAAGUCGGUGUUGUUGGCUGCAAAGACAUUGCUUAGCAAAGAUGGUGCUGUAAUCAUAAAUGUGAUUCCUUCAGACCAGUCAUCUUACAAGCAAGUAAUUGCUGAAUUUCAAGAAGUUUUUGCAGGGCUGUAUGAGAUAGAUGUUGGGAAUGGAGAGAACUUUGUUCUAAUUGCCUCUACCUCAGAAAUUGGACAUGUUUUCUGUCAUUAUCAAAGUAAAUUUCCGAAUAAGUUGAAACAAGUAUCAGGAUCUUAUGUGGACUCUAUAAGAAUGAUCUGAAGGAUUCUUGGUAGCUAAGCUCUUACAGAUAACUCAGUGAAAAUGUGCAGAAAGGAUGAGUCAUAGGAUAAAGAUGAGUCUAAUAUUUUUUUGUUGAUACAGGAAUCAAAUUGUAUAUAGUUCAUUUGUUGGUAUCUUGGAGGAUUACAAGCAUGAUUCUUGCUUUCCUAUUGGUUGUUUUUGCAUUAGUUGCUACUUCAAAUUGUAUUUUUUUGUUGAUACAGGAAUCAAAUUGUAUAUAGUUCAUUUGUUGGUAUCUUGGAGGAUUACAAGCAUGAUUCUUGCUUUCCUAUUGGUUGUUUUUGCAUUAGUUGCUACUUCAAAUUGUAUUUUUUUGUUGAUACAGGAAUCAAAUUGUAUAUAGUUCAUUUGUUGGUAUCUUGGAGGAUUACAAGCAUGAUUCUUGCUUUCC